AUGGCGUCCGGCUCGUCGAAUAAUCGUACAAUGGAGUCUCGUACUGGUAGAAGCAAACAACGCUACAACUCAAAGGGUGAACGAUUGGUAGCGGGAGUGGUACCUCUGACGGAGGAUAGAUUAUACGUAUUGCUCAUCCAAUCUACAAGAAGGAAAGGUUGGGUUCUUCCCAAGGGGGGUUGGGAAUCGGACGAAGAAUGUACAGAGGCCGCCGAACGCGAAGCUUGGGAAGAAGCCGGUAUUAUCAUCCGUAUCGACUAUGACCUCGGCGAAGUCAUUGACUCGCGCCCCCCCAAAAAGCUGUCCAAGGAAGCGCCAAAAGCAUUAUAUCGUUUUUACGAAGCUACAGUCGUGUCAGAGGAAAGUAACUGGCCCGAGAAGCACAAGAGGGAGCGUCAGUGGUUCACGUAUUCCGAGGCGAAGGAGGCCCUUUCCGACCGACCCGAGCUCUCCCAAGCUUUGGAACUAUCCACGAUGCACAGAACUUAG
Molecule: messenger RNA, 489 nt
Organism: Hypoxylon fragiforme
Lineage: Eukaryota; Fungi; Ascomycota; Sordariomycetes; Xylariales; Hypoxylaceae
Product: NUDIX hydrolase domain-like protein
Exons: 2
Coding region: 1-489 (162 amino acids)
Biological process (GO): diadenosine hexaphosphate catabolic process; diphosphoinositol polyphosphate metabolic process; diadenosine pentaphosphate catabolic process
Cellular component (GO): nucleus; cytoplasm
Molecular function (GO): bis(5'-adenosyl)-pentaphosphatase activity; diphosphoinositol-polyphosphate diphosphatase activity; bis(5'-adenosyl)-hexaphosphatase activity
Source: RefSeq, a predicted model, not a curated record